Molecule: messenger RNA, 1296 nt
Organism: Bactrocera oleae (olive fruit fly)
Lineage: Eukaryota; Metazoa; Arthropoda; Insecta; Diptera; Tephritidae
Gene: ninaA
Product: neither inactivation nor afterpotential A
Biological process (GO): protein peptidyl-prolyl isomerization; protein folding
Cellular component (GO): intracellular membrane-bounded organelle
Molecular function (GO): peptidyl-prolyl cis-trans isomerase activity
Source: RefSeq, a predicted model, not a curated record
ACAGCAACAACAACAAAAGUAGCAUAUGAAACUCAAACUAGUACAUUUUUAUGCUAAAUUAAUACAAAAAUAGCAAUACCAUAGAGGAAAAUGAAAAAUGAAAAAUGGAAGAAUGGAAAAUCAAUUUCGUCAUCUAUUAGGCAAUGGUAGAAAAUCAAAAUAUUUAGUAAUAGGUACGCUUUGCAGUGAAUAUGUAAAUCGAUGUGUGUAAGAAUCGACAAUAGACACAUUUGUAUAUAUUUAGUGCACCAUGUAUAUGUGGGUGGUGAAAAUGUAUGCUUUUGAACUUAACUUUCAAUAGUUAUAAGGUUUCUUGAAAAAUUUUCAGUUAUUUUCGCGCGUCCUCAAUCGACAAACUACAUUUACCGCGGUUAGUACGACGGUUGUGUUCAUAGGAAACGUAUAAAAUUUUAGAGUAAUUAAGAUUUACUUAAAAUUCCACAAUGCAACUCUAUAAACUUUUGCUCGGACUCACUUCUAUACUAGCCAUAGCUGAGGGUCUGAGCUUUACAGUAACUUCUAAAGUUUAUUUAGAUGUGAAGCAUCAGAAGAAACCGCUGGGUCGCAUAGUUUUAGGGCUGUUUGGUAAAAUCGCACCAAAGGCAGUCGCUAAUUUUCGACACAUCUGCUUACGUGGCAUCAAUGGCACUACAUAUGCGGGUUCUAAAUUUCAUCGCGUAAUUAAUCGUUUUCUCAUACAAGGUGGCGAUAUUUUAAAUGGCGAUGGUACAGGUUCUACCAGCAUUUAUGGUGAUUAUUUUGAAGAUGAGGCAUUGACUGUUGCACACAAUCGUCCUGGAUAUUUAGGCAUGGCAAAUCGUGGACCUGACACGAAUGGUUGUCAAUUUUAUAUAACUACUAUAUCGGCUUCGUGGCUUGAUGGUAAACAUACAGUGUUUGGUAAAGUGCUCGAUGGUAUCGAUACGGUGCAUGCAAUUGAGGACGUUAAAACAGAUACUGACGAUUUUCCAAUGGAUCCAGUUAUCAUUACGAAUUGUGGUGAAAUACCCACGCAACCAUUUGAGUUUUACCCCGAUGAUUUUAACAUAAUGAGUUGGGUCAAAGCCGCUGGACUGCCCGUAAUGAGUAGUUUCAUUGUCUUAUUUAUUUUCCAUUACUUUUUCCGUCAAUUAAAUAUGUACUGUUGACCGUUUAAAAAUUUGUUGAUUAAAAAAUAAUGUAUAUGUGCGUUUUAAACACUAAUAGUGAAAUAUAAAAUUAUAUAUUUAUAGCAAUAAUAAAAUUUUACAUGUGACUAAAAUAUAAAAAAUAAAAAUAUUACAAAAAACUCGCAUU